AUGAAAUGUUUAGAAGCUAAUAGAAGAUUAUUUUCAAGUCAAAUCGGUGAUUAAUCAGACAGCAUUUUCAAGCAAGCAGACUAUUUCGCAUAAGGUCAGUCGAUUGAUACAGAGACAAUCUCCUAAGCAGCUUCAAGUGCUAAAGAAAUUCCAUAUGUUUCUACAUAUGGAUUCUGGGAGUACGUUGCAUAUCUUGAUGACACUUUCUACGGAAUGUGGAUCACUGCUGCAGAGAAUUUAGGAAUGGGUAUGGGACUAGGAUUAAUUGCUAGCAGUCUACUUACCAAAGCAGUGUUCACUCCUAUCAUUAUCUACUCAAAUAGAGAGGCAGCUAAAAUUGAAAGACAGAAGAUGAAGUUUUUAAGAAGACAACACGGAGUCUACCCUUUGAUUUCAAUGCUCAAUGUUUUCUAAAUGCCAGUCCAUUUGGUUUACAUUUCCAUGAUCAAUCGACUCUCAUUUAACUACGACUUGUGUCCAAGCAUCCUAACUGAUGGGUUUUUGUGGUUCAGAGAUCUAAGUGCUCCAGACCCAUAUGGCAUUCUUCCACUAAUUGGUGGUUUAAUUUCACUCCUAAACAUCUUGUCAACUUCAACGACAAGCAUGACUCCAACAAUGAGGAAAAUCAGAAGAUACGUUUAUUUCUUGCCUCUUAUAUCAGCCUUCAAUCUUUAUUGGAUCUCAUCAUCAUUAAUUCACUUGGUCAUAUUGAACUUAUUUAGAAAUGUUAAGUUUAGAAACUUCAUCGGAAUUCCAGAGUAUCUUCCAGGCACAAAGCUAGAAAGAUUGAACAUGAAAUAAUCAGUAGAAGUCUUAAAACCUAAGAUAUUUACUACUCAGCCCUCAACAAAAGAUAAAGCUAUCAAAGCACAGUAGGAAAGCUGA
This is a messenger RNA of Stylonychia lemnae, 885 nucleotides long. Lineage: Eukaryota; Ciliophora; Spirotrichea; Sporadotrichida; Oxytrichidae. The record is from the annotation of a GenBank genome assembly.